AUGGGCAAACAAAGAAUCGCUGUGGUAGGCGCCGGUGCAUGCGGAGUGUCUAUGCUCAAAACUUUACGUGAAGACGGCUUCGACGUGACUUGCUACGAGCAGCGGAAACAGGUUGGCGGUCUAUGGGCCUAUACUGAUGAUACAUCCAUGACUUCGGCACUUCAAUCAACGCGCGCUCUUAUCAGUAAACAUACUUGCGGUAUGACCGAUUUCCCAAUGCCAGAUAGAUAUCCCAGUCAUCUUUCCCAAGCACAAUUUCAAGAGUAUCUCGAAUCUUAUGCACGUCAUUUUGGACUUCUCAAGAAUGUUGUCUUCGGUGCAUCCAUUCAACGCGCUAUACGAAAUGAAGAUGAUUCGAGAUGGCGAAUAGAGAUACUGGUAGAGGGUGAGCCUCGAUGGGAGGAUUUCGACAAAGUCGUGUUUUGUCACGGCUACCAGAACAGACCGAACAUGCCAAAAUUUGAAGGAGAAGAGCUGUUCACGGGAAGUCUGAGUCAUGCACAACAAUACCGAAGUGCUCAAGGGUUUGAGGGUAAGAACAUCGUUGUUGUAGGCAUGUCUAGCACCGCCUCUGAGAUAAUCAACAACCUCCUACCUGUUGCUACGAAAGUCUACAUGUCGCACCGUCGAGGUGGCUACGUCUUUCCGACAUGGCGAAAAGGUGUUCCUGGGGACUUGUUGGUCACGUGGCGCCGUCGCCAGAUGAGCCUGUUUCUGCAACGACGUUUGCCCGCCGUAUACAAGUGGAUGACGGACAAAGGUCUCAACUUCUUCAUGCGUAGCCACUGGGGCAAGUUGGACCCGUCAUGGCGUGUGCUACCAUCACCAUCGAUUACGCUUUCACUACCGGGAGCUUCGAACAGCUUAAUACCCUUACUAAAAGAAGGAAAGCUCACCUCGUUGCACGGUAUUCGACGCUUCACAGGGCCGCGCUCCAUCGAGUUUAGUGAUGGCACAAGUCUCGACGACAUCGAUGCUGUUAUCUGUGCUACAGGCUACUAUGCUGAUUUCGGUGUCGCGCCUUUUCUUGAACACAACCGUCCACAACAGUACAAAGGUCCGGACCUUGUACGCUUGUGGAUGAACAUUUUCCCCCCACAGUAUGCUGACUCGAUGGCAUUCUUGUGUCAUUCCGCCUACGGUAAAAACAAUGGCUUCUCCUUCAAUGAUGUACAGUCAAUGGCCGUUUCCAACGUGUUUCGCGGCACUCAUCCUUUACCAUCUCGCCAAAAGAUGAAUGCACAGAUUGACGCGCAUCAAGAAUGGCUUGCCGCCCGAUGGCGUACUGAGCCCCUUGGCUUCGAGUCAUCCGCGGUUAAGACAUGGGAGUAUCAACAGUUUUUGCACGACGUGGCGGGCACUGGAAUGGAGAACCUGGGUUGGGGUUGGAGAGGAUGGAAAUUCUUUCUGUGGGACCCGAAGAUGAGUUGGCUCAUGAACAAUGGGGUGGAGACAGCGCACGCUUUUCGGUACUUCGAAACAGGCAAAAGACGCACCUGGAACGGAGCGAGGGAAGCUAUUAUCAAGGCAAAUGAGGCGACAAAGGUAUAUCCAGUAGAGGAACGAGAGCAACUUUAA
This is a messenger RNA of Dothidotthia symphoricarpi CBS 119687, 1578 nucleotides long. Its product is annotated as putative dimethylaniline monooxygenase. Gene Ontology annotation, molecular function: flavin adenine dinucleotide binding; N,N-dimethylaniline monooxygenase activity; NADP binding. The coding region runs from base 1 to 1578 and encodes 525 amino acids. The transcript has 5 exons. The record is from RefSeq and is a predicted model, not a curated record. Lineage: Eukaryota; Fungi; Ascomycota; Dothideomycetes; Pleosporales; Dothidotthiaceae.